This is a messenger RNA of Trichoplusia ni (cabbage looper), 1162 nucleotides long. RefSeq lists its product as uncharacterized. The record is from RefSeq and is a predicted model, not a curated record. NCBI's taxonomy places the organism in Eukaryota, Metazoa, Arthropoda, Insecta, Lepidoptera, Noctuidae. Bases 305 to 754 code for a protein of 149 amino acids. The transcript is spliced from 3 exons.
AUUUUCAACUUCCGACCAAAAAUAAUGGAUAGAUUUUUUCAUAAUUUCGCUAAAGAUUGUUUCAAAAUUUAAUAAUCGCAUUGCAAAAUCGCGUAGGCGGGUAGAAGUGAAAUCGCUAGAAUUUUCGCAUCGCAUUUGGCAAAUUAGGAUAAAACCUUAUAUUUUAAAUUUGAUAUAAACCUCAAAUUGGGCGCCAUGACAGACAUUUAACUUGCUGGGCCAACAUCAAAAAGCGUUUGAAAAACGAACGGGUCGCGUUCUACGGCUGUUUGAUUCGUUUGAGGUUGAGUUCUUGACAUCCAUCAUGCCUGAAAUUGGAUUCCUGGAACUGGUGCGCCUCAACAAGCUGGGCUACCGGUUCUACACCAUCAAAAACUUCUCCAAGGCCAGCGAGUGUUUCAUCAUGGUGUACAAGAUAUCCCUCCGCGGCGACUACAACAAGCCGAAGACUGAGGACUUUGAAAAGAAGUGGAAAGAGUUCAUCAUCUCCAAUUUGUACAUGGCGGCAAAGUGCUACACCCGCAUGGGCAAGCUUCUGGAAAUGGUGAACGUAUGCCGCAAGAUCAAUGAAAUGCGUCCGAUUCACAUCUUUGAUUAUGCCUGCCAGUUUUACAAGAUAGGGCAAGAGGAAGAGCUGAAGGACAUUAAGGGAGAAACUCCGGACGAGUAUCCGUUCAGCAAGUGCAGCAACCCACUCAAUGUGGACUUCUUUGCUGGGCUCGAAACCCCUAAUGGGGAGUUCCAGUGCUUCUAAGCUUUUUAAAAGCUUGGAAUAUCGGUGUUGUCCUUGUCUCUUGUUUUUUUUUUAUGUAUGUCGAUGUCUGUCGAGUUUCUUUUUGUUAGAUUUCUGUUUAUGAUCACAUUUGGACUCAGUAAGAUUUGAAAUAACAUAGUAUACAAAACAAUACUGGAUAAAGGCCUAAUUUAGGAAAUAGUUAAAGUUAAAUUCAUAUCAACAUUUUAGAAAUUAAACCAAACCAUAUGGGACGAAAAUAAUUUCAAUAGACAAAAUUUCGAAACAAAAAAAAAAGAAAUUAAAAUGACAGUAAUUUGAUACAGAUAAACAGAUUUUGUAACAUUCAAAAACAUUGGCAAAUCACAAAAUCUAAAUUUCCGGAUAACCUGCUUAAUGAAAAAACAACGAACUAUUUUUCUGCCAAAA